CAAUUCCAGAGACGGUCGCAAAUCCAUCGCUUGGAUAUGCACGCUGGAGACAUAUCUGUUACUUGAUUGUUCAGACCAUCCGAAGCCAACCGCGAAAUGCUCGAAUUUCCCAAGUCCGACCGUACCGUUCGGGUGCGAAUGGUCGAUACCACCACUUUAAUGACUGUCAAUUCUGGAUUCCUCAUACAACCAGUGCAGCCGGGCCAUGAGAUUCUGAACCUUACUAAUGUUGCCUUUCUUAUAGAACAUGAGGCAUCAAAUCAGAAGGUCAUGUUCGACCUCGGCACGCGAAAGGACUACUGGAACCUCCCUCCAGUCGUUCGCCAGCCUUUUGAUCAAGCCAUGAAGGCGGCGAGAGUAGACAAGGAUGUCACCGAGAUCCUUUGUGAGAAGGGCAUUGAAUUGCGCGACAUUGGGUCUGUCAUAUGGUCUCACUACCACUGGGAUCAUAUAGGAAACGUCGCUCUGUUUCCCCCAACCACCUCCUUGGUUGUAGGCCCUGGUUUCAAAUCCCAUCCUCAUUUACUGCCUGGCUUCCCGGACGAUGCUGAGUCUCCAGUGUCAGCGGAUGCGUUCGUAGGGAGAGACGUGGUUGAGCCUGACUUUGCAGAUGGAUUGACGAUCGGAGGGUUUCGUGCACAAGAUUUCUUUGGAGAUGGUUCAUUCUAUUUGCUGGACACACCUGGGCACUGCGUCGGUCACUUAUGCGGUCUUGCCCGAACAACGGCUGACACCUUCGUCUUCCUUGGUGGUGACAUCUGCCACUUUCCGGGCGUCAUAAGACCGAACGCCAGGCUUCCAUUCCCAGACAACAUCCCGUCAGAGGCCUUGGACAAAGAUUCGUUCUUUCCAAGUCCAUGCCCAUGCAGCAUUUUCACAAAUAGCCACCCGAUAGCCAAGGUUGACCCGAGACAAGAACCCUUCUAUGAGGUUUCCGGUUGCGAAGGAAGUGCCUUUUUCGACGCGGAGGUUGCACAGAAGUCUGUCACUAAACUCUUGGACUUUGAGGCAUCCGAGAAUGUUUUGAUAUGUAUAGCACAUGAUUCUGAUCUGCUACUGCAUCUUCCCACGUUCAAUGACUCGCCGUCCUCCGACCUCAACUUGUGGAAAGAGAAGGGUUGGAAGGAGAAGCUGCGCUGGGGAUGGGUCAAUGAGCUGCCGCGUUCUGGUCGUCCUGGCAGGAAGCCACAUGUUGAAGGGUACUGGCGCGAUGGUAAGUUAUGGGAAGAGGCGGUGCAGACGCUUCGUCGCAAGGCAGAAACCUAUCGCAAGGCCCAUUUGUCAGAGAUGUCAUCGAAAGACACCCUUCCUCUGUUCCUCCACGAUCUCAAGAACUCUGGACAGUACAGUGACCUCAAGAUUGAGUGUGAAGGAGAAGCAUUCCAUGUGCACAAAGCCAUCGUCUGUUCCCAGUCUGAGAUCCUAUCUCAUAGAUACAAAGACGCGUCUGAGGGUGCUCCUGAGGCAGUCAUUCAGAUCGACGGAUAUGGUACAGCGACAGUGAAACUGAUGAUCGAGUUCCUAUACUUCGGAGAUUAUGCGAUCCCUGAUAAAGGAUUCGUCGAGUUCGUCAAGGAAGUGUUCGAAAAGGCUGAUACAACGAUACGUCAAAAGCUAUCUAAACUUAUUAGUGAACAUAUUGACGACUUUGGCCACACCGAAGUGCUGGAGAAGCUCAUCGAUGACGAUCUGAGCAGAUGCGUGAUCAUGGCUAUGAAGGCAAGGUAUGAGUGGACGCAGCCACAGUUGAUGGUUACUCAGGAAUGCCUGAUAACGACGAACAGAACAGUGGAGAGUUUGAAAGCACAGGUCGAGGUGCUGCAGAAGAAGAUCAGUAAUAUGAAGGCUGGUGUAGAGCAAGGCCACAAUCUGCUUCAUAACACAAAGACUUGCCGUCAUUGCGGUAUGAUGUUCCUUGGCAAUAUUGUAUGCAAAGGUGCUAUUGAAGAUGGCUAUUUUCUUCGUUGCAUUCGAUGCCGAACCAAACACCGUUAG
This is a messenger RNA of Aspergillus neoniger CBS 115656, 1995 nucleotides long. RefSeq lists its product as uncharacterized. The record is from RefSeq and is a predicted model, not a curated record. Bases 97 to 1995 code for a protein of 632 amino acids. Lineage: Eukaryota; Fungi; Ascomycota; Eurotiomycetes; Eurotiales; Aspergillaceae. The transcript is spliced from 6 exons. Gene Ontology annotation, molecular function: protein binding.